AGCAGUACUACUGCGAGAGAAGGCCAGAGACAGAGACGGCACAGCCGCGACCCACCAGCCUCCCCCUGAGAGCUCCACCGCUCAUCGCCAUCACCUCUGCAGAGAACAGCAGGUAGAAUGAUGCAGCUCUACUGAUAAAGCAUACUCAAUUCCAGAAUACCCUCAAGGCAGGACUGCAAUCAGCUGUUAAUGAACGUUGAAAUUGACCCUGAAUAAAUGAUUGAUUUUCUGUAUGUUGUAACCUCAUACACUAGCAAAUCUAUGUAGUUUGAUCUUUUGAUUAUAAUGGGGAAAUACAUUAGUAUUCAAAUCAUAAAUGAGCUUGUAUUCAUAAUUUGGAAAGUAUACAUACACCUACUGAUGUUCUUAAAUUGAUGUGUUUGGAACAAUGUUGUGUAUAUGAAUGUGAAAUGUUAUGUUGUACGUAUAGUGGGUGGUCGUGUGAUAUAUUGAUAUGAGUUUAGAAGCGGAAUUUUAAUAUAGAUACGUAUAUACAUGUUAGGCACCUAUUAGGUUAAUCUUCGUGGUGGUUUUUAGAUGUUUGAAAGUCAGUCUCACAGUUGUUAGGUUGCAUGCUAUGCUUGAACAGAGGAAGUAAAAGAUAAUGAUGUCUGACUGAAAAUUUGAUAAGGAGAACGGAAGACCAGUGAACAGAUUUAUCAUCAAAUGCAAUUUCAUGGUCAGGGCGAGCAAAAUUUUGUGCUUCAGCACUUUCUGUCAGAUUACGGUUUGGAUUUUACACCUACAGGAAAGUAUCAGCACCUGUCACCUGUGUUGAGAGGAAACUCUAACUUGAUGGAUUGCACCAUUAAAUGAACUGACAUGGCAACCUGGAGUACUUAACAAAUAAUACGUGUACUGACACUAAUUUAUGACUCGGUGCUAAUAAUUUUAAAUGUAGCAUUGCACUUUAACCACAGCAGCAGUGACAAUAGUGUAUUCAUUUAACUUCUGUAGCAUGAAAAUUCAGUGGAUAGUGAUGCAACUGUGUUACUGCCUUUGUGGAUUUACACCUCCAAAAUAUUGCCCCAAAUAGGCAUUAACAUGUGAAUAGGGUGUCCCAUCCAGGGUCUGAAUCACUGCCUCGUGUCCAUUGUUCUGAAAAAAACAAAAAAACAAAAACAAAAAAACGCUCCAAUAUUACCCAGAAGAUGAAUGAAUAAAAUAAUCGUAUGUAUCUUAAAUGCUUUUUCGGUCAAGGUCAUGGUACAUUCAAAGCUUACUGUAUCCCAGGAUCACUGGUCACAGUCAUUCACACAUAGUAGCCUUUACAGGCAGAAAAGAAUGAAUUAACAGGGAAAGCAUAUGACACUCCAGACAUACACCUGAACUGAGGGUUGUAUCAUGGAUUUGUGAGUAAUGAUGCAGCAAUUUUAAUCUUAUCUUAACUUGCCCUACACUGUAAUCUGCUAUAUUUAUUUUAUGAGCACCAGUCUAAACCGUGCGCAGUACCCUCCGUUACAUUUGCAAGUGUCUUCUCUGGUUGUCAAGUUGUGGUUUAGGUCAUAGGUGUUAGUUAAAAUGGCAUGUUAUUGUAAGAAAGGAAUUCAAUAGCAUUUGCAUACUCUGUAUCCUGAAGACAUGUGACAAUAAAGACUGAACUCUGUACAUCAUUCACUGGCAUGUGCAUGUAAAGAAUUGUUUUGCUUUGCUAAAAAAAAAAACGUCACACCAUCCCUUUCAGACAAUAGCAUGAAUGGUGUGGAAGCUUACCUAGUAGGUGGAUCCUGGGAAGGGAGCUGCUCAUGGGCGCAGCUUGCUUGAAGUGGGCGUGGCCAAGUCGUGCGCCUGGGAAGGUUUUAUAGGCAAGCGAGCUCCUGUUCAAUAGUUAUACAAGCUGUAAACGCUGGGUGAUUAUACGGACUUCGAAAAGCCUGUAGACAGAAACUCGUAGUCAGAUAGGAUUGAAACAUUAAAAUAUGACGAAUAAAUAUUAUUCUUUUAGGCGCUUGAAGAGGAAAUUAAAGGCGGUGAAGAAUAGCUUAGUGUUAUUUAUAAGCAGCUAUGUUUCAUUGUAAAGUGGCUUUAUUUACAUUUGUGACCAUAAAAGGACAUAAAAGGGGUCCCUAACUUUGUGGAACUGACAGUAAGUUACUUUAGGAGCCUCGGAUAAGUUGUGUGUGUGUUUGUGUGUGUGUUAUAUAUUAUUUCUAUAUAUAAGAGCGCGGGUAUGGAUGCCGGUUGCGGGGUGAAGGCUCCGUGCCUCGCUCCCAGCAGCGGGGAUAAUGUUCAAGCUCCCAAACAUCUGUGGAGACAACAGGACCAAGCGGCUGUUCAGCCACAAUCUCAGGCUCAGGUUCACGUUCAGGUUCAGCUCCAGUCUCAGCAGUGCCACGGAGCGCGGAAGAGCCACCGAGUGAGACAGCGCGGCUUCUCGGACAACGAAAGAUACCUCAUUCCGAGGACGAUGGAGCGAACGUUCGCUGUGGACACCGGCGGGCGCCCCGGUCUAAAAAAAUCCAGGAUGUCGUGGCCAUCGUCCUUUCAAGGACUUCGACGUUUUGAUGUGGAUAAUGGAACGUCGUCAGGACGCAGCCCAUUGGACCCGAUGGCCAGCCCAGGCUCGGGUCUCAUCCUGCAGGCCAACUUUGUGCAUAGCCAGCGGAGGGAGUCGUUCCUGUACCGCUCCGACAGUGACUAUGACCUCUCACCAAAGUCCAUGUCGAGAAACUCCUCCAUUGCCAGUGACAUACAUGGAGAUGACAUGAUUGUUACCCCUUUUGCACAGGUCCUGGCUAGCUUGAGAACUGUACGGAAUAAUUUUUCAGCACUGACGAAUGUACAACAAGAACGAGCCUCCAACAAGAGAUCGCCGAUGUGUAACCCUCCCCCCAUCACAAAGACUACAUACACAGAAGAGGCCUACCAGAAGCUGGCCACCGAGACAUUGGAGGAGCUCGACUGGUGCCUAGACCAGCUGGAGACCCUGCAGACCCGGCACUCGGUCAGCGAGAUGGCCUCUAACAAGUUCAAGAGGAUGUUGAACCGAGAGCUGACCCACCUGUCUGAAAUGAGCCGCUCUGGAAACCAGGUGUCUGAGUUCAUCUCUAAUACUUUUUUAGACAAGCAGCAUGAAGUAGAAAUGCCGUCUCCACAGUCACAGAAGGACAAAGAGAAGAAGAAGCGGCCGAUGUCCCAAAUCAGCGGCGUGAAGAAGCUUACUCACAGUUCCAGCCUCACCAAUUCCAACAUCCCUCGCUUUGGAGUCAAGACAGACACAGAGGAAUCACUGGCCAAGGAGCUUGAAGAUGUGAACAAAUGGGGCCUUAAUGUUUUCAAAGUCACAGAGUUCUCUGGCAACAGACCUUUAACAGUUAUGAUGCACACAAUAUUCCAGGAGAGAGACUUAUUAAAAACAUUUAAAAUUCCACUUGACACUUUUAUAACGUAUCUGAUGACGUUAGAAGACCAUUACCAUAGCGAUGUUGCCUACCACAACAACAUCCACGCUGCCGACGUGACUCAGUCCACUCAUGUGCUGCUCUCCAGCCCUGCUCUCGAGGCUGUUUUCACAGAUUUAGAGAUUCUUGCUGCCAUAUUUGCCAGCGCGAUACACGAUGUCGAUCAUCCUGGCGUCUCCAACCAGUUCCUCAUUAACACUAACUCUGAGCUGGCUCUGAUGUAUAAUGACUCGUCUGUGUUGGAGAACCAUCACCUGGCUGUGGGCUUUAAGCUGCUGCAGGAGGAGAACUGUGACAUCUUCCAGAACCUCACCAAGAAACAGAGACAGUCGCUGCGCAAGAUGGUCAUCGACAUAGUUCUGGCGACGGACAUGUCGAAACACAUGAAUUUACUGGCAGAUCUUAAAACCAUGGUGGAGACAAAAAAAGUCACCAGCUCUGGAGUACUGCUGCUGGAUAAUUAUUCAGACAGGAUACAGGUGCUACAGAACAUGGUGCAUUGUGCAGACCUCAGUAACCCCACCAAGCCUCUGCAGCUGUACCGCCAGUGGACGGACCGCAUCAUGGAGGAGUUCUUCAGCCAGGGAGACCGUGAGAGGGAGCGUGGCAUGGAGAUAAGCCCCAUGUGUGACAAACACAACGCUUCAGUUGAGAAAUCCCAGGUGGGCUUUAUAGACUACAUUGUGCACCCGCUGUGGGAAACAUGGGCAGACCUGGUGCACCCUGAUGCCCAGGACAUCUUGGACACGUUGGAGGACAACAGGGAGUGGUACCAGAGCACCAUCCCGCAGAGCCCAUCCCCCUCACUGGACACAAAUGCAGAUGGGCGGCGCAACACCACCCACGACAAGUUCCAGUUUGAGCUCACGCUGGAGGAGGACGGAGAAUCAGACACGGAAAAGGACAGCGGCAGCCCUCCAGACGAGGAUGACGAGGAGGAAGAGGAAGAAGAUGAGAACAGCUGCAGUGACUCUAAAACCCUUUGCACACAGGACUCGGAGUGUACUGAGAUCCCCCUGGAUGAACAGGUGACUGAGGGGGAGGAGGUAGGAGAGGAGCCGAGAGAGGAAGAGGGCGAGAUAUCAGAACCCUGUGUUUUAGUGGAACGAGAGGAGGAGGAGGAGGAGGAGGAAGAGGAGGAGGAGGAAGAAGAGGAGGAGGAAGAGCAGGACACUGCCAAUACGUAACACAGUAUGAGAUAGCAUCCGGACUUUUUUUAUACUAGACAUGAGAGCCACUUAUUUAUGGAUAAGCUGUAGGGUUUUUCAUAUUUUUUUGUUUUUGUGUGUAUGUGUGAACUGUACAUCUAUCCAAAAGUGUAUAUUCAUUUCCCUCUCACCGCCACUGACAACAUCCUUAUGAUCAUUUUACUUUUAUUUUUUAACGUUCAUCCAUGACUAGUGCCGUUUGAACCAUUUUUGUACUCAGGAAAGUCUUUUCCAUGCACACAUAUGAAACACACUUUUUUUGUAAUUUGUUAAUAUUUCUGUUUUUAACUAAGGUGGACUUUAAAAGAGUUUUCAGUUUCAUUUGCCAAAACACCCAUCAGACCAUCUGUUUUUUAUCCAACUAGUGGUUUGGUGGGAGCUUCAUUGCAUGGAGACACAUGCAGCUGGUAGACGUUCACUACACAAUUCGAAUGUUAUUUCUUCCUCAAAGUCUAGAUCUACUUUAUUUGCAGUGCUUAGUGUAGAUAGACUCAUUACCAAAGCUAAUAGAAAUGACUCAUGGCACAAGGAAAUCAAACUGAAAAAAAAUUACAAUCGGCAACUGCCAAAGAGUGUUUUUGUUGUUGUUGUUGUUGGGUUUUUUAUGUUAUGUGACGUCUUUAUAACAUUUUUGUUCAUUAUUUAAUAGAAAGAGUGCUCCGUUUGGUGCAGGCCUUCAGUUACAUAAUAACUGACUCUAAUCAUCGCCUUUUUUUUUUUGUUAUUUUCUCGAUGUUGCUUAGGCAAGCCUUAAGAUUUUGUUGCCUGUCAAAAAAUAGACUAAACCAGAAGCUUCCUACUUCUUCAUCUCAAAACAUGUUGCAAAAUCUGGGAUAAAGAUUCAUAAACAGGUCAAAAUGUAGAGGGCAAAUCCAAUAAGAAGUUUCACUCUAUUGUCCCCCAAAGGUCUCUUUGCUGCUUACUUUUAUUAGCUUACUGAAUUUAUUUGGAACAUAUAAAAAAAAAUGUGAUCUCUGCAACUUUACCCUUGACAUGGAUGUUAGUACCAUGAGGGGCUGGUUUGAGUAUUUCAGAAAACGCUGAUAUUUUAAGAAUUUCACACACAACGCACAGAAUUUUGUGAAAACAAAAAAAAAACAUUUUUGUACCUUUCUGUGAACUCUAGAUGAUGCGAACAUGAACUAAAGCUCUUGAAGUGCAUCUGCAUAAUAUUGUGCAUUGCUCUGCUGCCACCUGAUUGGCUGAUUGCAACAAUGAUCAAGAGUCGUUAUGUUCCUAACAAAAAGUGGAGGAUGAUUAUAGACAUUACAAUUAACAUGUGGUCAUUAGAACAUAUCGAUACUAAUGAAUACAUAAUUAACAAAGCAAUAUUUAACCAUCAUUAAAUAUUUAACUCUCAGUAAAGAUUCAAAGUUACAAUACUAUAAGUAUUGAUGGUAGCAACCCAGUGACGAGGAACAGUACAGUUUGGGUGCUUCAUUUUUGAAGGUUCAUUUGGUAUUCAACUAUUUUUGUCCAUAUGAAGUAGUAGCUCUCUGGUUAUGGUGUUGGACUACUGAUCGGAAGGUCAUGAGUUCAAAUCCCAUAGCCACCAAGCUGCCACUAAUUUUCCUGAAAAUGAGAAAAAUGUAAGAUGCCCCGAAUAAGGGUAUCUACCAAAUGCUGUAGGAUACCACACAAGUCUGAGACCACACUGAAAAUCUUUUUUUUUUUAUUGUUUAUAAUAAUAACUAACAGAUAAACAGAGAAAACUGAAAACGAACAAAGAAACUGUUCAAUAUCUAGAAUAUUAAAUUUCCAGGAUUUCUAGGUCACUAUUUAAACAUAAGGGAAUUUGUAAUAUUGACUAACUCCUACACAAAAGGCCAGUGACGGAUGUGUUUCAUGAUAUUUAAUCUAACAUGAAUCAUCAAGUUUUACACAAACUUGUGGAGUCCAUGCCAGCUUGAGGGCACAUUAAAGCAAAAGGAGAAUGCAUAGAUUACUAAGGAAUUCAGAAAUUCAUAUUAAUAUUUCCUGCUGAUUUAUUGUUGGUAAUAUAAUUUAUAGUUAGCCGUUUUAAAACUAAUGCAAAUGAGAAGCACUUUCAUUAGUAGUCUCAGACUUUUGGUCUCAACUGCAAACAAGCAAAAUCCUUCUAGCUGUAGCUCCUAAACCUUUAGAUGAUGGUGGAGAAGUACCAGUGUCAGGCAUGCAGCUCAAACUCAACACAGUUCUGUAUCAAUCACAUCAGUGCUUUAGCAUCUGUAAGCCAGUGAAUUCAUUGUGAAACUGCACUGCAGUGUGCCACAAUGUUUAUUCUGUUGCUGGUUAAGAUGAACCUAAGGCUGAAGGCCAGUAAGUCUUCUUCUUCUUCUUCUUCUUCUUCUUCUUCUUCUUCUUCUUCUUCUUCUUCGUCAUUCCUUAAAUGAUCACAGUACUAAAACUGUCCCAGUACACCUGUUCAGUUCAUGUUCACCAUUAUGAGCCUCUUUCUAAUUUAUUAUCAUUAUUUUCGUUUCUGUGCUUGUAGCACGGUGAAAUCAAAUCCUGUAGCAGCAUCAAGGUGAUGAGGGAGCAAGUCUGAGUAUAUUUCGAUUAGAAUGCAGUAACUGUAAUGUAACCACUAGUUUUUAAAAAAAAAAAAACUGUAUAAAGACCCAACAUUUAGAAAUGGCCCAACCUUGGAUUUUUUAUUUUUUUAUUUUUUAUUUUUCAUUUCUUGUCAUUGCCAAAUGAUUUCCUCUCCAUCAGCAAUCCUCAGUCAGUUUCCUUGCUUUCAGUGGUUUCUCAUUUCUGUCUGUUUACAUGUAUUUAUUGUGCUGUACAGUACAUACUGUUGUUCUUACCAUGUUGUAAAUGAUUCUAUCAUCCCUAAUGGUGAUGGUGUUGCUGUAUUACAGAACUCUUAUUGAGAGAAUGUUUUAUUUUCUCUUCAGUAUACUAAGGACCCAUCUAUAAGCAUCUCCUACGAGAUCGUUUUAUGUGGAGGAGUGAAGAAAUCCAAUUUUAUGUGUGUUUUCUUUCUUUAGAGAAACAGCAGUCCCUUGGCCAGAGGGUUGUGCCUUAAUAAACUUUUUUAUUUAAGUUUCUUAUCUUAUUGCUGCACUAAAGAAAAAAACUGCUGGCUGGAAUUGACCUUAAUGUAUUUUAUUGUUGUUUUCCUUAUUUUCGGGUGUCAGAGAUGAAUAUUUCUUUUUGACAGUUGUUGAAAAAGGCCAGUAUGGAGGAUUGUUUGGUGUCACUACAUUUGGCAGCACAUUGUAAUGCUGUUUUUUAACCAGAUCAGAGAGAUGUGUUUUUCCUAAGCUGUCAGAAUAUGAUUAUGUGCUAAACUUUGGAGAGAUAUAUAUACGGUCCCCUCUGAAAAAAUUGGAAAGAAUUGAGAUCAAAAUUGUUGUUGUUUUUUUUUUGCUAGACACUGUAGACACUGAUGGUGAAUAUGGGACAACAGAUCAGAAUUUCAGCUUUCAUUUCCUGAUAUUUACAUCUACAUGUGUUAAACAUCUUUAGUGCAUCUUUGGCAUCAGGCAUCUUUAGAGGCAGCUCACCCUGUUUAUAGGACUGUAUUUUAGUUUGUAUGAAUUUCUCUAAAUUGGUAGAAAGAAUGUUUCAAAUUAUUUUGGAUCUUGUUGCAUGGCCUCUAUAAUUCUACUCUCAAUUUCUUCUUUUUAAAUGGAUGAUUGUGAAACCUUCACCUCUGUUGUCAUCUGCUGUUGUUUUCUUGCCUGGCUUUUUCUAUAUCUGGCUGUUAGUACACCAGUGGUUUCUUCCUUAUUAAGGACAUUCCAGAUUGUACUGUAUAUAUAGGCUACACUCAAUUUUUGUUCAGUGGCUUUGAUUGAUUUUCCUUCAUUUCUCCCACAGAAAAUGUUUAUUUCAUCUUCCGUUGUCCCUUUUUUACGACACAUUUUCAACUCAAAUGAAACCCAGAGCUCAAAACCAGAUGUAGAUGUUCAGAGCUGGUAAUUAAGACACAGCUGGGAAACAAGAAACACCUAUCAGUCACAUGUUCCAAUAUUUCUGAUGACUGAUCUGUAUGUAUUCAGUAUCGAUAUAUAAAAGCCGAGCUAAGCUGAGCUUCUGAUCUGUUGUCUAAUAUUAAUGUUUUGAUCCCAAACGUCUUCCGUGUAAAGCAAAAAAAAAGAAUUUGCCUUGCUGUUCCGAUACAUUCGGAUGAGACGGUAUGAAUGUGUGCCAAAGCGGAAUUUGAUCGCUCUAGCUUGGUGUAAAUUGAUGGGGGUUUUUUUUUUGUUUGUUUGUUUUUUUGUUUGUUUUUUUCAUUUAGUCUGACUGGAUUCUCAGUCUGUGUUAAUAAUUAACUUGACUGAAGCAAAUGAUUCAUGCUAGAUCAUUACAAAUAGAAUUUUUUACUGACAUCUGUGUAACAUGCAAUAUGAAAAGAAAAACACUUUGCAUUUCCAUUGGGGACAUUAGGCUUUUUCAUUUUGGAUAAAGGAUGGUAUGUCUUUAUAAACUCCAAUCCUUAAGUGGAGACAAAUUUUGACACAUAUACUGUAGAUUCCUAAUUGCCCUAAAUGGAUAGAAUCAGUGGCUCAGUUUCCUUUUUUUGAUUCAUUCCAUCUUUUUACAUCAUCAGAAAAGAAGCUAUUUAGGGAUAACUAUUUUUUGUUAUGUGACUUGAAUGCCAACUUAUCUGGAGGUUUCACAAGACAAUGUAGUUGUUUAAUGGAUUCCUUAUUUAUGACAGUCUAUUGGAUAGAACUGUAGAAGUUAAACUUAUAAAAAAAAAAAAUUAAAAUUGAAUAAAAAUGUUUUAUAUGCACCGGAAUAAAUGAAAGCAUGGGUUGACUGCGUA
Messenger RNA from Tachysurus fulvidraco (yellow catfish), 9368 nucleotides. It is a transcript of the gene pde4d, whose product is annotated as phosphodiesterase 4D, cAMP-specific. Gene Ontology annotation, molecular function: 3',5'-cyclic-AMP phosphodiesterase activity. Gene Ontology annotation, biological process: signal transduction. NCBI's taxonomy places the organism in Eukaryota, Metazoa, Chordata, Actinopteri, Siluriformes, Bagridae. Gene Ontology annotation, cellular component: perinuclear region of cytoplasm; nucleus; cytosol. The record is from RefSeq and is a predicted model, not a curated record. The coding region runs from base 2171 to 4588 and encodes 805 amino acids. The transcript has 16 exons.